GCGUCUAAACAAGAUAGAGGGUUCAACAAGAACCACUAGGUUAACCUUGUCUUGAAAACGAGACAGAGAAUCUGAUGAGAUCAAAAGAACCAGUUAAGUAAUGAUAACGCACUCUGUCUCCUCUCCACCGUUUGAAUCUAUUGAACAACCGAAGUAGUAGAUAUCAGUGUCAUAGCUGCUGGGUGACUAGAUCGGCUGCAGCGACAGUUUGUAUAUCCACAGCGGCGUUUGGGGCCAUAGCAGCCACGAUUAUGGCUCCAGUGUCCGUAGCUUCUGCAGAGAUUCUUCCUCCUCCUCCGCAAGACGGUGAGACCCUAUCGAAUGUACCGCAAAUGUUAUCAGGUGAAGACAGCAAGAAACAGAGGAUACAACGACCAAAUCCAACAACGCAGAGAAGUGCACCGUUAAAUGCGUCAGCAUUUGUAUUCGCAGUGGAGAUGGAGAAGGACCGCUCAAUAUCAGAAGGCCAUUUGUGGUAUUCGAACAAGGAUUUCGUAGCUGUAAUUACUGCUUAGUGGAAUGUUCGGACAUUUGCAACUUGAUAGGAGAUGGUGACUACGGACCUUGAAAUGUUACUUCCACACCACAAACAAAAGAAGGUUUGUAAGAAGAAACAGUGGAGAAAGGAACUGAUGUAUAUUCAGAUUUUUUUUGUGGAGUCUGAUAAAAUUACAUAUUAAUUCAUUUUAAACACGUUUAUAAACUCGAUUUAAAUGAAACAUUUAUAAGCUUAACCAAAGAUAUUGUUGUCAAUGUGUCAUGAAGGGUCAUCACAGGUAUUGGUGUCUUGGUGGUGAUCAUAUAGCUCUAGAUUGCCAAUAAAAGGGAAAAUGUCAAGACUGUAAAAAAACUUGGUCAUCUAGCUUGAGAUUGCCAAGAACAAGGAACAUGUUAGAGCUGUGGAAAAGUCAGCCAUAUAGCUCAAGUUUGCCGAGAACAAGGAACAUGUUACAGCUGUGGAAAAGUCGGCCAUAUAGCUGGAGAUUGCCAGAAAAUGGUUUGACCAAUAUACCAUUAUUGAAAGGAUAAGUAAAUAUAUAGAAGAGAAAUAAUGUGGCUACCAAAAGCAAAUAACGGAGGAAAGAAAGAUACAGGAAAAGGUUCAGUAGCAGUUGCAAUAGACAAAGACAAAGGAAGCCAACAUGCUCUUAAAUGGACCAUCGAAAAUCUUGCUUCUCGUGGCCAAACCAUCUCUCUCAUUCAUGUCCUCUCCAAAUCACAUUCUUCUUCUUCUUCAGAUAUUGCAGAAGCAACACCACAGCAGAAGCAGGAAUCAGAGAAGUUAGCUCAAGAUCUCUUCGUGUCCUUCCACUGUUACUGUUCCCGUAAAGAGAUAAACUGUCAAGACAUAUUACUUGAAGACAUAGACAAAGUGAGAGCCAUUACCGAAUAUGUUUCAUCUUUCGCAAUAGAAAACCUAGUCGUUGGAGCUGCAUCACGUAAUGGCUUCAUGAGACGAUUCAAAACGGAUUUGCCAACAACAGUAUCAAAGCAAGCUCCAGAUUUCUGCAAUGUUUAUGUCAUUUCAAAAGGCAAGAUUGCUUCAGUAAGAAAUGCAUCUCGUCCUGCUCCUUAUAAAAGUUCAAAGCAGCUCUCUGAGUUUGACAAUCAACACCCUACCACUCCUGAGCAAGCACCAAAACACCAUGAUCAUAGCCAUUCUGCAGGUAGUACGCCAUCCAGGCCUCGUCGAUCAGUUGAAUAUGAUUCUAUACGAUCACCGCUAGUGAGACGACAAGGCAAACAAUAUGGAGACUUAUAUGAUUCAGAUAGCGACCUUUCAUUCAUUAGUCCAUCUUCACAUAGAGACUCUCAUGACAUUUCCUUCAUCAGCUCAGGGAGACCAAGCGUUGACCGCUCUUCCUUCACUCACGAUUUUCCUGAAUCUGGAAGGAGUUCAAGAAUGUCAACAAGCUCAGAGUUUAAGUUCAGUGAUCCUAGUUUCCCUAAUGAAUCAUCUACAUUCUCUGAAGAGAGUGGUGGAACAUCUUCAUAUUCAUCUCAAGGCGUGGAUGAUAUUGAAGCUGAAAUGAAGAGGCUGCGUCUAGAGCUCAAACAAACCAUGGAUAUGUAUAGUACAGCCUGCAAAGAAGCUUUAAGUGCUAGACAACAGGCAUCGGCCCUGCAAAAGCUCAGAACUGAGGAGGAAAGAAGGUUAGAAGAAGCAAAGAGUUCAGAGGAAGCAGCAAUGUCAAUAGUGGAAAAGGAGAGAGCUAAAGCCAAAGCAGCCUUGGAAGCUGCAGAAGCUGCAAAGAGAUUAGCAGAAGUGGAAGCUAAGAGAAGAGUAACUGUAGAAAUGACGGCUUUGAAAGAAUCAGAUUCAUUCUCUCAUGGAUUUGUUCGGUAUAGGAAAUACACUGUUGAAGAAAUAGAAGAAGCCACUUCAAAUUUUGACGAGUCUAAAAAAGUUGGAGAAGGAGGCUAUGGUCCUGUCUUUAGAGGCUAUCUUGAUCACACAAGUGUUGCUGUUAAAGUUCUACGCCCUGAUGCAGCUCAAGGAAGAUCACAGUUUCAAAAAGAGGUUGAAGUGUUGAGCUGCAUAAGGCAUCCUAACAUGGUGCUUCUUCUUGGAGCUUGUCCCGAAUUUGGGAUCCUUGUUUAUGAAUACAUGGCAAAAGGAAGCUUAGAGGACAGACUUUUCAUGCAAGGCAACACACCGCCUAUUACUUGGCAGCUACGUUUCAGAAUCGCUGCUGAGAUAGCUACAGGACUACUCUUCCUCCAUCAGACCAAACCUGAACCAAUUGUCCACAGAGACCUUAAACCAGCAAACGUGCUCUUAGACUACAACUACGUCAGCAAGAUCAGUGAUGUAGGGCUAGCUAGAUUAGUCCCUGCAGUAGCAGAGAACGUUACACAGUACCGAGUUACUUCAGCUGCAGGAACAUUCUGUUACAUUGAUCCUGAGUAUCAACAGACAGGAAUGUUAGGCGUGAAAUCAGAUGUUUAUUCACUAGGGAUCAUGCUGCUGCAGAUCUUGACAGGGAAACAGCCAAUGGGUUUGACUUAUUACGUUGAACAAGCGAUAGAGGAAGGGAGACUUAAGGAUAUGCUUGAUCCAGCAGUACCGGAUUGGCCUAUGGAAGAAGCUAUGUCGUUAGCUAAGCUUUCACUUCAAUGUGCAGAGUUAAGAAGGAAAGAUAGACCUGAUCUUGGGAAAGAGAUAUUGCCUGAGCUUAAUAGGUUAAGAGAUAUUGGUGAAGAGAGUCUAGGGAAUGUGUUUAAUGCAGGAAGGCACGGGAACUCUGCUAACACUAGCCAAGUCUCCAUCUCAUCAUCUAGUGAUCCUUUUGUAACGAGUUCAGAAUCUCUACCUGAAGAAUCUCAAUCCUAGUUUUGGGAUCAUCUUGUUGAGAUUAAACGCUAAAGAUUUGCAGGAAUUAAAACAAAGACGGCAAGUUUCUUUGAUGUUCAUCAGAAGCUUGAAGAAGAAGUUAGGGUAGAGCCUAGAGAAUCUGUUAUAGUAUGGAUAUUGUAAUGGCUUAUAAUAAGACCCAUCAAGGGUAUAAACCCAUAAUCUGUAAGAUUGGCCACACUAAUGUAUUAAAACAAUGACAUUACUUAAAUGGAAUACAAUAUAUUUAUCAGUAAACAAAAGCAGACAUGAAACUAAUAUAUCCUAAUCUUCGGAACUGUUUCUUGCCUGAAAUAGAGAGAACUGUAACUCUCAGAAAA
This is a messenger RNA of Brassica oleracea var. oleracea, 3675 nucleotides long. RefSeq names its product U-box domain-containing protein 52-like. Gene Ontology annotation, biological process: protein phosphorylation. Gene Ontology annotation, molecular function: protein kinase activity; ATP binding. NCBI's taxonomy places the organism in Eukaryota, Viridiplantae, Streptophyta, Magnoliopsida, Brassicales, Brassicaceae. The record is from RefSeq and is a predicted model, not a curated record. The coding region runs from base 1052 to 3334 and encodes 760 amino acids. The transcript is spliced from 13 exons.